GUAACAACCCGAACCAGCUUAUCGAUGAAGUGAAUGCGGGUCUAGCGGCUUCGGCCGAGGUUUCGGAAUUGCCGCGACGGCAUAAGUGCGAGGGCCCGCUCCAGGAUUACUGGCAGUACGUGAAGAAGGUGAGCAACGUCUACCAAGUGGCGCACAUACCAAGAGAGGCGAAGCAGACGCUCGUAAAUGAGUUUCUCCGUUUCGGAUUUUCGGAAGAGUGGCUAGCCGGCGCAAGGGAAGAUUGCGUCUAUGGAUUGGCCUUUCUCAUCUUGCUCUCUCUGGAGCAGAUGGAGCAAACGGUGGGGCAUGAUCGUGCGGUUUUGGUCAAGUACUAUGCUCUGUUCGAAGAGCUAGCCAAGUCUGAGGGGGGUAAAAGCGUGGAAACUCUUGCCGAGAAGACAGAAACAGGUGCCAACAGUCAUCUCAAUGAUGAACUGCGACGUAUUGAAGCAAGCCCCUUCUCUCCUGAUAAACUCGGGUGGUUCAUGCGCACCCACCAGAGUGAGAGUUAUCCGAUGCUACUGGGAUUGUGGCCUAGUCAGACUCCUGCUGGAGAAGCUGAUCCUUCUGAAGGACAAGCAGCAAAGAGUGACGAAGCGACGGCUGCCGAGUUUUUCGAUGAUGAGCAGCAGCAAAGUCUACUGCCACCUGGAAGUCUUCAGGGCGCCUAUUUGGUAGAGCCAGUUGAGAACGCUGCAGGAGGGGGUGGCCCAGAAGAUCUUCUCUUUACUCCGGUACUGCAAGCGCAACAGCAACCGUUCAGCGCCAACGACCUGACCCCGCGUGCGGGACUGCUAUCCCUCUCCGACGCAAGUAAUCUCAAGACGCGCGUAGAUUUCAAGUUGCCAGUGGAGGAUACUGAUGUCGCUCCGUUCUUGCGAUGGAAUGGGUCAGACAAGUUUGUCAAUGAGUUCACGAGCCAGGGUUUCAGGCAGUUGUCGGCACGCAUGAUCAACGAGCUGCAACAUCCUCACUUUUUCCAGCAGCCUCUGCCAAAUUUGUUCGACGUCAAGAUCUACAUCUGGGAGUUCCAUAAAUUCCACGAGUGGACACAGCGUCCGCUGCUGUGCAGCCAGGGUAUGUUUGCGACCGAGGUCACUUUUCAUCGCUGGCUCAUGUAUUCGCCCUACCGCACGACGGACCCGGACGAGGCAGAUUUUUUCUUCGUUCCGAUAUACCCGAGCUGCAUUCAGACCAAAUUCGACAAAAACAUAGACGAUCUGAACGAGUUCUACAUCUCUACGUUGACGACCGGCGACGCCAAGUGGUACUUUGAGCGCAAUGACGGCCGCGAUUUCAUCUUCGUUUUCAGUUCCGAAUGCCUCGACUUUCCGAAAUGGAAAAAGUACAUCCUUCGAAGCAUCUUCAUCUCCGUGGAGAAGACGCCGAUUGAUUAUGAUUCCAUGCAGGGAAGUGAAUACGCAGUAAGCAUAGGAGUAGAACACCUUGUUUUUAAGCGUGGCCUUCAGGUUUUGACUUCUUGUAACUUCUUCUAUCGAUCCCGGUGUUGAAGCUGCUUAUGAGCGGGAACGCCAAGAAGACAUCAUCUUUCUUAUGAGCUACAGCCCAGUUCCUGGUGCUCUAAGACCAAUGCACGAAGGAUUUCGGUUACGUGAACGAGGACAACGCAGAGGAGUACGGAAAAAGCUGCUAUCACUGUAAUUGGUGCUUUUCUCCUUGGAAAGACGUUUUAAUCCCGGGUUUCGUGGAGAAAUGGUCCAUCGAUAAGAUGAUGCUUAAAGCGAAACCGUACCAAGAGCGCACCAACCUCGUCUGUUACCAUGGAGCGGACUCCGACGAAAUUUCGCUCUACAAUUAUGGCAUGAAGGAGAUAUCAACAUCCAUACUAGAUUAUCUGCUCGUGGAGGUGGUGUCUUCCUAGAAGCAUGUAGAGAUAGAAAAAUUCUGCUUUAGUGCCACUGUCCGGUAAUAAAAAUCAUCAUCAUGUACUACAAAGAAAAUGUUUCCCGUAAAGAUCGCAGCUCCUGCCUUUGUUCUUUUUCUAAAACCCAUAUGCCAACGCGACGGCUCGGAACGACAUCCAAGACCGGCUGGCAGGCAUUCCAGGAACGUCAGUUGGCCGGCGCAUUCCAAUUAUCAUGGACUACUUUGAACGGAUGGGCACAUGUGUCUUCUGUCUCGUUCCAAAGGGCCUAGGCUACUGGUCGAACAGGUACUUCUGUUCAGAAAGACAGUAAAAACAGAUAGAGGUACCUCGUCAAUAUUUCCAAAAGAUCCUAGUAGAGCAAGAUCACUGAUGAAUGAACCAAAAGAUUUCGUGUUCGCAAUGAUGAGACAUAUCCAGUUGUUACACACUCGUCGACGUAGCCUCCGGGUUACGAGUGACGUAAACCCUUUAGCGGAUUUCUCUGACAAGCGAGCACCAUGAUUUUUCUGUUUCUCUGCGAUCAUUCCAAAGAACGAAGUGAACUUCACUCUCGCUCAAGAUCUCUUCUAGGUAAACCUUGUUGAACUUAAAAAGUAGAUAGUCUUGUUCACUUCUUCGAUCGCUUUCGUCCUCUAAUACACUUCACCACGACUAGGUUUUUCGAGAUCAUGUUCCUCGGCUGCAUUCCUGUGAUACUCAGCGACGACAUGGGACUUCCCUUCCCCGACCGGGUGCCUUGGAAAGACUUCACAAUAAAGUGGCCCAUGCGAUCUGUGGACACAAGGCUAGUGCAGUACCUGGAGGACUUGCUGAUGCAGCAUCCAGACGUGGUGGAGAGUAUGCACCGAACACUCUUAGACCACUUGUGCUGGGUUUCGUGGCACUCGCAGGAUUAUGAUUGCAGUCCGUAUCGCGCGAUCAUGGAGCAGCUCUUUGCGAAGAAGCUCGGAUUUCCGCGACACACAGGCCGCUUUUGGAACACAGAGUUGGAUUCGCGAGAGUACUCAAACCACAUGCCUUACCCCUACUACCGAGACCAGAUGGAGGGAAAUUUGCCGGAACCAUCAUAGAAGUAGGUGGAUGCAACAACUAGAGUUGGUAGAUCGACGGUUUGGAGCGCCGAAAAACAUCAGUUAUCUUUCUUCAUGAUCGAUGCCCGGUGUAAGUAGGAAAGCAUGGAAAUGUUACGUAGCGACGCAGCUCUUGCGGGCGGUGCUCCUAACAGUGCCGAAGCAAUCCGAGCAGCGUCGACAGAGGCGCCACGUGCAAGACGGAGGACAUCAGGAGCGCAAAGAAAGUGCUGCAUUCGCAGCACGCUGUAGACCAUAGCGGUAGAAGGAGGAGAAUUUAUGGCAAGCGCGUUGACUGGGCACGGUUCGGCAGUAGCAGCACACACGACGAUUCGCAAGACUGGAUACGUCUACGAUUCAAAUCUAGACUAGUAAGAUUGCGAUCGUCGACAACGAGUGAUCGGCAGGAGGACCAAGGGCCUUCGGCUGUUUCCUCCCACGCCGCUUUGCUGCAUCUGCAGUUGUUAAUAGUUGAGGUGAUACGCAGUCGCAGUCAACAUGAAAGACGAUGUCACUUGUCCAAACGCAUCCUAUGUAUAAUUUCUAAUUUUUUCACGUAAUGUCGUCACAGAAGCACUAGCGCAGAAUUUAUUACACCAAAGAAAAUAAAAAUCAUGACUGGCCACGCCAUGGGCGCGCUCUAGCAGCAUGGAAAGUGUUACA
This is a messenger RNA of Amoebophrya sp. A25, 3621 nucleotides long. Lineage: Eukaryota; Dinophyceae; Syndiniales; Amoebophryaceae. The record is from the annotation of a GenBank genome assembly.